Molecule: messenger RNA, 1044 nt
Organism: Naegleria lovaniensis
Lineage: Eukaryota; Heterolobosea; Eutetramitea; Acrasida; Naegleriidae
Exons: 3
Coding region: 1-1044 (347 amino acids)
Molecular function (GO): protein binding
Source: RefSeq, a predicted model, not a curated record
AUGUUUGUUGGUCACACCGAGACCCAAUAUCAUAUUUCGGAAUUAUCGGAUACAGCAACAGUUCUUCUCAUUGAUUUUCCCACAGCACCACGUGUAUCAACCCAUGGGUUAUACGAGCAUGAUCUCAUGUAUGAAAAAUUGAGAGAAAAGAUGAAUGAAAAACGAAGAAAAGCAAAGCCUUUCGCUAUGAAGUUUGAGGUGAUCCAUACAUUUGGUCAUUGGAACAAGGAGGCUGGUCAUUCAAAUCAACAUUUUAACUGGCCGUGGGAUGUAAAGAUUAGUUAUAACCAUCAAUGCAUACUGAUAGCAGAUAAUAGUAAUUGUAGAAUUCAAGUAUUUGAUUUGCUUUCCAAAGUGUACAAAAAAACAAUCUCCGUGAUGAGCCCGUUUUAUUUAUGCAUUGAGGAAAAUUAUGAUAGUAGAGGAAAUGAUGCUUUGAUUUAUGUGACAGGAAGUUGUAUCAUUCACAAACACGAUUUACGGCAAUUGCUAGAGACUGGGAAUACAAACCAAACAAUUUGGCGCUCUGAAUUGUUAAGAGUUCCUAGAGGGAUAGCUAUUCACCCUGUUUUGAAACAACUUUUUGUGAGCGAAGUGACAGCACGAAUAAUAUUAAUUUUGAGCUUGGAUACUGGAAAACUAAUUUCACAAUUUUCCGUGGAAAAUCAACCUUGGGGAUUGGCUUUCACUGACGAUAAUGAUUUGAUUGUGAGUGAAACGUCACCACAGCACAGAAUUGAAAUAUUUAGAAAGCUUGGGAAGGAAUGGACAAGUGUUCAUACUUUUGGACGAGAAGGACAUGCACACGGUGAGCUUAGUCAUUGCUAUUCGGUAAUCUAUGACAGAGCUGCCCAUCACAUUAUUGUGAGUGAAUACAACAAUGACAGAAUUCAAGUAUUCACCAAGGAUGGACAAUUUCUAAAUGCAUUUACUGGAUUCCAGACACAAUUUCUUAAAUGGCCGAACGGCUUGUGCUUGAAUGAGCUAACAGGAGAGCUUUACUGUUGUGACUCUCAAAACAAUCGAGUGAUUUCUUUCAAAUAA